This is a messenger RNA of Colletes gigas, 544 nucleotides long. RefSeq lists its product as uncharacterized. The coding region runs from base 176 to 442 and encodes 88 amino acids. The transcript is spliced from 3 exons. NCBI's taxonomy places the organism in Eukaryota, Metazoa, Arthropoda, Insecta, Hymenoptera, Colletidae. The record is from RefSeq and is a predicted model, not a curated record.
AGACAUGCGCCGUGGUGGUUGGAGAAUCUUCAAUGAAGUUUACACUUUUACAGUAUUGGCAGAUUAACCUGAACCCUGAACCUGAACGCACGUUCGAGAGUCGAGACAUUUUAUCGUCUGCUUCGGUUGCUGAGAAUUUGCAUUUUAUUGAAAUUAAGAAGUUUCAUAUUAAAAAAUGUUCCGUCAUCUUUUAAGGCCAGUACUUCAAACUACGCGAAGUGGUACACGUUCUUCAUCUCACAUUCCCCAUGAUGUCAGGCCACCAACUAUGGAUGAAGUAAUUGUUCCAAGUGGUUCAUGGCAAGAACAUUACAAUAAAGCUCAAACCAGAUAUAAUUUACAGCUAGUAUCGGGUGUUGCUCUACUUGUUGUUACUAUCGUAAUUGGCAGAAUCAAUGGAACCCUUUGGCUUAAUUUUGCUCCGCCAACUCCAAAACAGUAAAUUAUAUCAUUAAUUAAUUAGGUACUCAAAAUGUAGCAUAUAAUAAGUAUUAUAAGUUGUAAUAUUCCACUUGAACGAAUAAUACAGCACUUUUGUUCGUGA